AUGUGUCAAUUAUUGAAUAUGUAUGACAUAAAUACCCCACGCGCUUAUCACUUCCACGUGAACAAGCGCUUUAUGAUGCGUUGGAAGGAGAUAUUGUGGUCUAAUACAUCAAUUUUGGUAUACUUACUCAUUCUGUACAUAUUUUCAUACUCAUUUAAGCUAAAGAAACCGCCUUCUCACUCAAUAUCAAAUGCCACAAUACCAGCGCCUUAUCUAUUCACAGAAUUUACCUUUUACUACAAACAAAACUCAAACUUAUCAACAAUUCCAUACCAUGAUACCCUUGAAUUAUCACGAUGGAUCGAAUAUAGACCUUAUAAACGAGUAAUAUUAGUUCUCCUCGAUGCCAUACGAUUUGACUAUGUCAUCCAUGACCCAAUGGUGGACACAAACGAGCCACGGAGGGUGUAUACUAAUCAGAUGAACAAUUUAACUCGUAUAUUUCAGGAAGUUGGCAAUAAAGGCAGAUUAUUUAGACUCAAGGCGGAGAUUCCAACCACGACAAUUGCAAGAAUUAAGUCCAUUAUUACAGGGCACUCCCAAGCAUAUCUCGAUAUAGCCGAUAACAAUAACCCUCAAUCGCUCGAAGCGGACAAUAUACUCAAACAGCUCCUGCUACAAGAUAGGAAAGUUGUAAUCAUGGGUGACUCGUUAUGGGAUUCCCUUCAAAAAGGCGUUGCCACUAGAAGCUAUACAGCCAGUGGCCUAAACAUACACGACAAUACGGCGGAUGUUAAGGUGUUUACCCAUUUCUUUGAUGAAUUUAAUAAAUCAGAUUGGGACGUGCUGAUUGGGCACUUGGUUGGCAUUGAUCACUUUGGUCACGUGCAUGGAAUAGAUAACGCCUCCAUAAGCAAUAUGCUAAGAUCUUACGAUAAUUUUGUGGCUAGUAUAAUUGAAAAUGUAUUAACUAAACAAUAUCAAGAUACAUUGUUGGUUAUACUGAGCGAUCAUGGAGUUAAUGCUGAUGGGACGCAUGGUGGCAAAGCACCAGAGGAGGUUGACGCAUUUAUGGCAGCGUUUAAUUACAAGGGAUUCGCCGAAACUGACCAAGCAAUAGAACACCUAUUACUGUGCCGAGAAAAAAACUUUUUGCAGGGAUACAGACAAAAGCAUAAUGUAUUGAAUGGAAAAAUAAAAGGGGAUAUUUUCCAUUGGGCGUCACAAAAUGAUAUAGCGCCGACAUUAGCGGUGUUACUUGGCUGUCCCAUACCAUACAACAGCACGGGCAGGGUUUUGUAUGAGCUAACUCCCGCUAACCCACCUAUUUUAACAUUAUCAGAUUCUCCAGGAAUGGAUUACGUAAAUAAAUUAAUCUCGAAGCAGCGCUAUUACUCCCAAAUUUGCCACAUCAACCUACACUCUUUGCUGCGUAAUUAUCUUCAAACCCAGAGCAAGGGCGAAUAUAACGAUAACGACGGGUUACACAUGGAUUCUAUUAAUAGAAAAAAAUCGAUCAUUAUGCACAAUCUAUUUAUUCUAAACAAAUUGCGUCAUAUCUUAUUACUAUUUGCAGAUCCAUCUUCAGUAACAGCUAAAAAUGCUGAAUUCCAUAUUAAAUCUAUGAAGAGCCAUUUGCUUUUGUGUCAAGAAAUAACAUCUGAACUGAGCGAUUCCUUCCUUGAUAGCCGGGAGAAGAUUGAUUUUUGGACAAUGCUCCCGCUAUUUCUACUGCUGACCUUGUCAAUUGUUGAAUUGAUAGACUGGCAGAUUUUAUGCGAAAUAUUGUCAAAAAUUCGCCUAAAAAUACUGCUUACUUGCACCACAAUGUUCGCUUGUUCCUUAUUACUGAGAAACUUUAUGGAAUAUAGCGAUAUUACACAUAAUAUAUACAUUUGCCUCCCGGCAUCAAUAGUUAUAUCCACCUUCUUCCAUAUCAUAUGGAACUACUUCAAUAUGCCUUUAAUUGAUUUUUCAGCCCCGACAUUUUCGUCUGCUGUUAACCUGGUAAACGGAUUUUAUAUCCCGGAGUUAGUGGCCAUUAUCUUCCACUUGUUAACUCCGUUUAUGGAAUCUCUGGCGGUAUUGGCUCCAAGUUGCUAUAUGUCUCUGGUAGUCUAUUUGAUCGUCAAUAACCUACUGCCAUUGGAAGACUGGGAUUAUCGUCUAGAAAAAUUUGCUGAAGCUAAAAAUAAAAGCCCCACUUUCCUUCACUUGUUGAAGCGAUCUGGGUUUUUGUUGAAGCCGUUCAGUAUUUGUAUGUUAAUGAAGGUUUUGUAUUGGGGCAAGAACUUUAAAUAUUUCAGCAGUUUCCGUUGGUGGUGUAAAAUUGCCCACAUUCAUCCAAUACCCCUUUUGUCAUUAUCGCUGAUAUACCAAUUAUUCAAAAUUAACCCAUUAAUAUCAUUGUACGAUUUAAAGAUAGAGUGGGCUGUUUGGACGACACAGGCAGCCUUGACUUCGUUUUGUCUAUCAUACAAUCAUGGAGAGAUGAUUAGUUUGUCCUACUUAUUUGCAAAAAUUGUAUUUAUCACUACUGUGACGAUGAUCAUUUUCGAACUGCUAAGACCUCUAGUAUAUGGUUCAAAUAAGAAGCCCUCCAUAUCCAGAACUUCAUACAGGUUGCAAACAAUCUCGGUGCACUUACUUUGGCCAGCAUAUCUAUUGUAUGGUCCAUUGCAAUCAUUAAAUGUGCUCCUUAGCAUUGUUACUGAAAAAUUAUAUUUUGAAGUACUGAAGUAUACCAUCACCAAAUCACAAAAAUACAACGUGUCACUCAUCCGCUUUGCCAUUGUAUACAUUUUCCUAGGCGAACACUUUUACUACUCCACUGAGCACACUAACUCAUUCUUCACUUUGCCAUUUGAUGCAGCAUAUACGCUAACGGGCUCAUACACCCGUUUUAUAUCGGAAUUACUAAUUGGUUACCACAUAUUCUUUUUCUCAUUUUUGUCAGCUAUCCAGUUUAUAAUGACACUUAAUAAUUAUAAAGCGCAUUUGAUUUUUUGCAAGCAAUUGAACAGUUCUAUUACCCUUGCGACCGUUGUUAGUAGAUUAUCCUUUGGGGUAUACUUCUACACACUAUGUUCUGCUCUGAUAUUGACAUUAAUGAAAUCGCAUAGGCUUUUUUACAGCACAUUUUUCCCUUCCACUGUCUUCACAGUAUGUAGGACCUCAAUUUUCCUCCUGGCGACCAGGCUGCUGUUUAAUCUCAUCGUUCUCAGCUCUAACGAUGACGAACAAGUUUAA
Molecule: messenger RNA, 3189 nt
Organism: Babesia microti strain RI
Lineage: Eukaryota; Apicomplexa; Aconoidasida; Piroplasmida; Babesiidae
Product: phosphatidylinositol glycan, class O
Exons: 5
Coding region: 1-3189 (1062 amino acids)
Biological process (GO): GPI anchor biosynthetic process
Cellular component (GO): endoplasmic reticulum membrane
Molecular function (GO): mannose-ethanolamine phosphotransferase activity
Source: RefSeq, a predicted model, not a curated record